Molecule: messenger RNA, 702 nt
Organism: Prunus armeniaca (apricot)
Lineage: Eukaryota; Viridiplantae; Streptophyta; Magnoliopsida; Rosales; Rosaceae
Source: the annotation of a GenBank genome assembly
AUGGCCUUCUCUUCUUGCCUUUGCCAAUCUCCACUCUCACCCAAGAUUGACUGCGGCAAGAAGAUUGUCAGGCCUUGGAGUAGUGAUGGAAGGAAACAAAGGUUCACUUUUUCACUCGGAAGUAAUAGCACAGAACUUGUUGGUCAACAGCUUGUGACAGUGGGAGCUCACUUACACAAGCACUGGAGUUUUGUGGGAGGUUCAAGAGUUACUGUGAGACCAGAACUUGAGAGAUCCAUUCCACUUCGAAAAAGCUCAGGAGUAUAUGCAGCAUGGUUGUCAACUUCUCAAAUUGCUAGCACUGCUUUUACUUUGGGAACAACUGCAGUUCUCCCAUUUUACACCCUCAUGGUUCUGGCACCUAAAGCUGAACUAACGAAAAUUUCUAUGGAAAGUAGUAUACCGUAUAUUGUCCUUGGCAUUCUCUAUGCUUAUCUACUGUACCUCUCUUGGACUCCUGAAACACUUCAGUUGAUUUUCGCAAGUAAAUACUGGCUUCCUGAGCUGCCUGGUAUGGUAAGGAUGUUUUCCAACGAGAUGACAUUAGCUUCUGCUUGGAUUCACUUGUUGGCUGUUGAUCUCUUUGCUGCAAGGUUUUUCGCGAUGGACAGGAAAACGAAAUUGAGACCCGGCAUUCAGUUUCUCUUUGCCUCUUUUUCUGCCCCAUUGGAAUUGUUACUCAUGUCAUUACCAAAGCACUGA